Messenger RNA from Penicillium griseofulvum, 1458 nucleotides. RefSeq names its product pyridoxamine-phosphate oxidase PDX3. NCBI's taxonomy places the organism in Eukaryota, Fungi, Ascomycota, Eurotiomycetes, Eurotiales, Aspergillaceae. The transcript is spliced from 5 exons. Gene Ontology annotation, molecular function: pyridoxamine phosphate oxidase activity; FMN binding. Bases 1 to 1458 code for a protein of 485 amino acids. Gene Ontology annotation, biological process: pyridoxine biosynthetic process. The record is from RefSeq and is a predicted model, not a curated record.
AUGGAUCACGAACAGACGGAUGCCCACCGGCGUCCGAAGAAGCUAAUAUUCGCACCAGGCGAUAUUGCACCAACCUCGAAUGAGGCCACUCCAGAACCCCAACCCCCAGCAGCCCCCGCUGCAGCAAAUCAGAUUGCAGAAGCUCUCCGCACCGCAGCCUCCACCCCAAACUCCACAACGGAAACCGAAGUGCUCUCGCAUGCCGCACGAGCACACCAAUUCGGCACAAAUCCACCCUUAACAAUCUCCCAAAUCCACGGCACAAACCCACUGCACCAAUUCAACACCUGGUUCCGGGACCCGCGUCUCCCCGCCUCCUCCGCCCCAGAAACAUGUACCCUAUCAACAGCAUCCAUGCCCUCCGGCCGCGUCAGCGCACGCAUCGUAUACCUCAAAGAACUUGAUGAGCGCGGCUGGGUCGUCUACAGUAACUGGGGUAGUCGGGAAGGCAAAGGCGGACAGGUCUUCGGCCUGGGCGACGACGCCGAUACACUCGGCGCCAUGCCAGAACCAACUACCAUUACCUCUGAGAUUGGGACUGGCAAUAAAUGGGGCGCACUGACGUUUAGCUGGGCGAGUGUUGAACGACAGGUUCGUAUUGAGGGGUUGCUUGAGCCGCUUAGUCGGGAGGAGAGCGAGAUGUAUUGGCGGACGCGGGAGCGGGGGAGUCGGAUUGGUGGAUGGGCGAGUUGGCAGAGCCGGGUUUUGUGGUCUGCGGAGCCGGAGCAGAUGGAGGAGAAUCAGCGGAGGAAGAGUGUGGCAAUGUUGCAGGGGGCGUUUGAGGGGGCUUCGGUUGUGCCGGCUGAUAUUGAUCUGACGGAUGAUGAGGAUGGACGUGCGUUACUGGAGUCGAAGGUUAAGGAGAUGGAGGAGAGAUUUAAGGGAGUUGAUGAUAUUCCCCUGCCGCCCUUUUGGGGUGGUGUUAGGCUUGUGCCGGAGUCUGUGGAGUUCUGGCAGGGUCGUCGGAGUCGUUUGCAUGAUCGAUUCCGGAUAUAUAAUUAUAUCUCGCCCGCAGCUAUGUCCACCUCAACACCCCAAUCGACCUCUCCCUCCUCUACAUCCCCCUGGAUCAUCCUCGCCAUCACGAGCGGCGCAUUUGCUGCAUUGAACGGUGUUUUUGCGAAAUUAACCACGGACGACCACACAACGGCAUUCGCCCAAUCCCUCGCCCACCUCUUCGGUCUAGACUCAUCACCCGUGAUCGAAAUGCUUACUCGAGGUGCAUGUCUCGGCCUAAACGUCCUCUGCAACAUAAUAAUGUGGGCACUCUUCACACGCGCGCUAACAGCCGGCCCGUCCACGGUUAAGGUCUCCAUUACGAAUACAGCGUCGAAUUUCUUGGCGACGGCGCUGUUUGGAAUGAUUGUUUUCCAGGAGGCUGUUGGUGGGCUUUGGUGGUUGGGGGCUGCGAUGAUGGGGGCUGGGUGUAUUUUGGUUGGGAUGAGGGAAGGGGCUUAG